This is a messenger RNA of Piliocolobus tephrosceles (Ugandan red Colobus), 1498 nucleotides long. It is a transcript of the gene ACOT7, whose product is annotated as acyl-CoA thioesterase 7. NCBI's taxonomy places the organism in Eukaryota, Metazoa, Chordata, Mammalia, Primates, Cercopithecidae. The record is from RefSeq and is a predicted model, not a curated record. Gene Ontology annotation, molecular function: long-chain fatty acyl-CoA hydrolase activity. The transcript has 9 exons. Gene Ontology annotation, cellular component: cytoplasm; cytosol. Gene Ontology annotation, biological process: acyl-CoA metabolic process; fatty acid catabolic process. The coding region runs from base 185 to 1174 and encodes 329 amino acids.
UGGAUUGGUGAAGCAGCCUCUUCCUGGCCAGAUAGGGCAGCUCAGGAAGCUGGGGGUGGGGGGUGCUCCCCACCAAGCCCGGUGUGGCAGGGAGCUGGGACAGUCCUGGGUCAGGCAGGGACUCUGUGAUGCUUCCCGCUCCCUCGCCUUUCUCUGCAUCUGAUCCUGGGAUGUCCUAGCCACCAUGGCUUUCCAGCUGAGCAGGAUCAUGCGGCCAGAUGACGCCAACGUGGCCGGCAAUGUCCAUGGGGGGACCAUCCUGAAGAUGAUCGAGGAGGCGGGCGCCAUCAUCAGCACCCGGCAUUGCAACAGCCAGAACGGGGAGCGCUGUGUAGCCGCGCUGGCUCGUGUCGAGCGCACUGACUUCCUGUCUCCCAUGUGCAUCGGUGAGGUGGCGCACGUCAGCGCGGAGAUCACCUACACCUCCAAGCACUCUGUGGAGGUGCAGGUCAACGUGAUGUCCGAAAACAUCCUCACAGGUGCCAAAAAGCUGACCAAUAAGGCCACCCUGUGGUAUGUGCCCUUGUCGCUGAAGAACGUGGACAAGGUCCUCGAGGUGCCUCCUGUUGUGUAUUCCCGGCAGGAGCAGGAGGAGGAGGGCCGGAAGCGGUAUGAAGCCCAGAAGCUGGAGCGCAUGGAGACCAAGUGGAGGAACGGGGACAUCGUCCAGCCAGUCCUCAACCCAGAGCCGAACACUGUCAGCUACAGCCAGUCCAGCUUGAUCCACCUGGUGGGGCCUUCAGACUGCACCCUGCACGGCUUUGUGCACGGAGGCGUGACCAUGAAGCUCAUGGACGAGGUUGCUGGGAUCGUGGCUGCACGCCACUGCAAGACCAACAUUGUCACAGCUUCUGUGGACGCCAUUAAUUUUCAUGACAAGAUCAGAAAAGGCUGCGUCAUCACCAUCUCGGGACGCAUGACCUUCACGAGCAAUAAGUCCAUGGAGAUUGAGGUCUUGGUGGACGCCGACCCUGUUGUGGACAGCUCUCAGAAGCGCUACCGGGCCGCCAGUGCCUUCUUCACCUAUGUGUCGCUGAGCCAGGAGGGCAGGUCACUGCCCGUGCCCCAGCUCGUGCCCGAGACCGAGGACGAGAAGAAGCGCUUUGAGGAAGGCAAAGGGCGGUACCUGCAGAUGAAGGCGAAGCGACAGGGCCACACGGAGCCUCAGCCCUAGAUUCCCUCCUCCUGCCACUGGGGCCUUGAGUAGCCAUGGCAGCGGGCCCAGUGUCCAGUCACUUAGAAGUACCCCCUUGGCCAAAAACCCAAUUCACAUUGAGAGCUGGUAUUGUCUGAAGUUUUCGUAUCACAGUGUUAACCUGUACUCUCUCCUGCAAACCAACACACCAAAGCUUUAUUUAUAUCAUUCCAGUGUCAGUGCUACACAGUGUUGUCCCGAGCACCGGGAGGCAUUCUGCAGAAACCCUUGGGAAUGCUUCCGAGCACGCUGUAGGGUGUGGGAAGAACCCAGCACCACUAAUAAAGCUGCUGCUUGGCUGGA